AAUAAAUCAAAUUUUUAUUUCAGUAGCAAUUAAGCAAAACCCUUCUUAUAAAAAAAUUUUAAAAAAAAAGUAAAACCCUAAAACAAACACAAUCCUUGAAUUGCGUUGCAACAAACCAGAGUUCCACUUCCCACCACCGUGAUUCCUCCGUUUCGCUCUACAGCGCCGCCGCAAUGGGAUCCAAAAAUUCAAACAAGAAGAAGCACAACGACGACAACGGGAAGAAGAAGAAUAAGAAGUUGAAGGUCAAGAACAACAAUGGUAAGAGUAAGCAAAAGGAUAAUAAAUCAUCAUCAAACAGUAACGACAAGAUUAUCGACGAUCCUCGAUUUUCAACGGUUCACACUGAUCCUCGUUUUCGAGAAGCUCCAAAGCAUCAAACAAAGGUUGCAAUCGAUUCACGAUUCAACCGUAUGUUUACUCAUAAGAGUUUUUCGUCUUCUUCUGCACCUGUUGAUAAGAGAGGUAGACCUAAAGAUAAAGCUAAUUCACAACAACAUUCUCUUCGCCAUUACUACAAAAUCGAUGAAGAAGAAGAAGAUAAAAUGAUAGGGAAAAAGAAAAAGAAAGUAGAACAAAGUAGCGACGAGGAUACUGGUGAAGAAGAUGAAGAGGGAUUGGUGGAAGUUGAUAAUGCGAAACCGGAGGUUGAUAGUGGAAUUGAGGAGUCUGAAGAGGGAAGUGAAUCGGAACAUGAUGCUAUAGAUUCUGAUGCAGAUAAAAGUGCAGAUACGGGCACGGAUACGGAUUCGGAUGAAGGUGUAGAUGAGGAAGAUUAUGAAGAGGAUGAACCUGAAAUGCAGGAAGAGAUAGUAGAGAUUGAGAAAGAAACUCAUCGGCUUGCUGUUGUUAAUAUGGACUGGAGAUAUGUCAAGGCUGUGGACUUGUAUGUAUUAUUUAGCUCAUUAGCCCCACCUAGUGGACUGAUCAAAUCGGUAACUAUUUAUCCAACUGAGUUUGGCAUCCAACGUAUGACAGAGGAGGAAGUUAAAGGACCUGUUGGUUAUUUUGAUGGUGAAAAUGAAACAACUGAUGAAGAAGAGAACAAUGACAGUGAUGCUGACAAUGAGAAGCUGCGUGCAUAUGAGAAGAGCAGGAUGCGGUACUAUUUUGCUUUGGUCGAAUGUGACUCAAGUGCCACAGCAGAUCACAUUUACAAAGAAAAUGAUGGUGUGGAGUUUGAACACUCAUCUAAUCCACUUGACUUGAGGUUUAUUCCGGACGAUAUGGAAAUCAAACAGCCACCUAAGGAUGUUGCGUCAGAGAUACCUGCAAACUAUGAGAACAAAGAUUUCUAUUCUCGGGCACUUCAGCACAGUAAAGUUGAACUUACUUGGGAUGAGGAUGAACCUCUUCGAGCAAAUAUCUUGAAGCGGAAAUUCAAUGAUGAGCAGUUGGCUCAGUUGGAAAUGAAUGAAUUAAUGGCUUCUGAUGAGAGUGAAAGUGAUGACAGUGAGGAUAACAAUGAGACUGAUGAUCGGGCUAAUAAAAAGGCCAAGUAUCUUUCCUUGCUCAACAAUAAUUCGGAUGAAGAUGAUGAAGACAAUGAUGUGCAAGAUAUGGAGGUGACCUUCAAUACAGGUUUGGAAGAUAUAAGCAAACAUAUUAUGGAAAAGAAGGAUAAAGAAUCCAGAACAUAUUGGGAAGAAUGUCUUAGGAAAAAACGUGAGAAAAAGAAAGCCAGGAAAAAUAAAUCAAAGUAUUCAUCAUCAUCAGAUGAUGAUGAUAUCAAUAAUACUGAUCAAGAAACUACUAAAGAUGUGGAUGACUUCUUCAUUGAUGAGGAACCUGAUACUAAGAAAAAGAAGACAAAAAGUAAAAAUGACAAAGAUCACAAGCUCGAAGAUAUGGAUGGGGUAGACCAAGUCAGCAAAGAAGAGCUUGAACUAUUGCUUGCUGAUGACAAAGGGACAGAUACUGGUCUCAAGGGAUAUAAUCUGAAGUUUAAAAAAGGCAAGGGUAAAAAGAUGGAGAGUGCUGUUGAUGAGGGGAAAAUACCAAACAGUGCAUUUGAUGAUCCACGUUUUGCAUCUAUUUUCUCAUCUGACUUUGCUAUUGAUCCCACUGAUCCACAAUUUAAAAGGAGCGCAGUGUAUGCCAGGCAGCUGGCACAGAAGCAGCAGAAGGGUCGUGUGGAAUUAUCGACAGAAAAGGAGCAAGUAAAGUUUCCUAGCAGAACACAGUUGUCUUCUGAUGGUUCUGGCGUGGUGCAGAAGGGCGAGGAAGAAGGGUUAGAUGAUUUGAAGUCAAAGAAAGAUAAAUUUGAGUUAUCAUCUAUGGUUAAAUCGAUUAAGAUGAAAUCAAAGCAAAUCCAGUUAUCCUCUGAUGGCAAGACAAAGAAAGAUGGAAAAUCACAAUUUAGAGGUAAGGAGAAAAGGAGGCACUAGGUUUCAACCUUGUUACCAAUCUACUAUGGAAUGCUAGAGACCAAGGAACCUGUGAAGUUGUUACUGCGGAGGGAAAAGUAUGCAUAUGGUUGAUAUUGGUUAUAUUGAGGCUCAACUAGUUUAAUCUUUUUGUAAAAAACUUUCUUAUUCACACAAGGCUUAUUAAAUUUUUUGUUGUAUACUAGGUUUGGAUAUUUUUUGUUUUAUGAUUUAUAUUUUUAUAUAA
Molecule: messenger RNA, 2613 nt
Organism: Trifolium pratense (red clover)
Lineage: Eukaryota; Viridiplantae; Streptophyta; Magnoliopsida; Fabales; Fabaceae
Product: pre-rRNA-processing protein esf1
Exons: 7
Coding region: 174-2387 (737 amino acids)
Biological process (GO): rRNA processing
Cellular component (GO): nucleus
Molecular function (GO): RNA binding
Source: RefSeq, a predicted model, not a curated record